AGGAGGGGUGGGGUUAUUUAAAAGACCGGAAUACAGUACGACCAAAGCAAAAGCGGCUGCAGCACUAACGAUAGAAAGAGCUGGUGUGACAGUGCAUUACCACAGGUGUUUGUUAAAUUUAAAAAACUCUGCUACUUCCCACGUGCGUGCAAAUUCUGUAGCUGCUGCUUUUAAAUCACCCACGGCGGCGGUGUCGAGGGAACGGCGGUGUUCUGAGCUGAAAGCAGAAAGAAAAAUGCAUUUUCCUGUUAUUCUGCUGCUCGUGUGCAGCUACGGAUUAUCUCAAGCUGCCCCCGCUCCAGUGGAUACCGUCAUAGUUCAGGUCCAGAGGUGGAGAGUGCCUGGUGCUCAGUGGGUGGAGGAGCAGGUUCUUGUCAAUGGAGUCGCUCUGACUGAUACAAGCCAAGAGUUGAAAAGUAUAAUCAAAAGCAUUUCAGCUGACCCCCACAUUCCAAGUGUUAUCAACAGUACUUCAGUGGCUAAGAAUCACUCUCUUCUCCGUUCUCGCGAGUGCAUACAGGAGGGGUCUCUGCUGAUCUGGAAGGAUUGCAUUUUUUGUGAGGGCACAGUCUGUCUCACACUGGACCACACCGACACAUGGAUGGCUCACAUGCCGGGCGGCCUGGCUCUCAAGGCCUUGUGGGAUCAGGAGGUGCAACGCACAAGGGCAGAAAGGCAGCGUCUUCAGGAGGGAUGUGCCAAGCUAAUGAGAGAGUUGAGCCUUUCAGAGGAACACACAGCCUCAGAGGUUCCCUUGCCUAAAGUUCUGAUCCCAGUCCUGGCUCUCUUGGCAUUUAUUGGUCUGAUCGUUACCAGCCUCCUGCUGUCCAAAAACUGGGGUUUGAGGCACCCUGGAGGUGUCGUCGGCUCAGUAAUCCAUUACCCUAAGGACAUGGCGGAAAAGGUUCCAGAGAGAAAAGGAAAUGGAUACUGCACCCUGUAACCCUGCUUUCUCACCUUGUGUUUUAAAUGUCUGAACUUAGCUUUAUUCAGACAGCGUGCAAAACAGUCAAAUAAUUUGCCUUAUUGUAUUUUUUAAACAUCAAUGUAAAAAGGUACAAAUCAACUACUAAUUAAAAAAGUCUGAUGGUUUUAGAAUGUGAAAGUCAUUAGAAUUAUUUGGCAACACGUGACACACAGUCUCAAAGUAAACUCCAAGUCGUUUGAUUGAAAACAUAAAUUCAAUUUGAUCAUCAAGUAUUAAUAGGAUGAGUAAAAAAAAAAGAAUAAAUCUGAUUUUAGGAAAAUCUGAUCCGCCUUCACUGUAAACCGCAGCCUUUGUGUUUGUUUUCUGGUUUAAAAUCUGGUUUUAAAGCUUUUGUUUGUUGUGCUGUAAAAAUGUUGUCACUCCAUGAAUUAAACCUUUGCAAUGAUGCAGCAUCAGCUGUCUGCUGUAAUGAACCAGUCCCAAUUUGAAUGCACUUUAACAUGACUGUAUCAUGCUUUACACCAAUGUACAAGCUACUUUUUGUUACACUGUACUAUUUUAUUCUAGAGAUAUUGAAAUGUCAUGUAAUCCUUUCCAAAGACAUUGUAUGGCUAUGCAAAUAUCUGUGUGAUUGAAUAUUUUUGCAUAAAUAAACUGUAUGCUGUUGUGGUUCUGAA
Messenger RNA from Cynoglossus semilaevis (tongue sole), 1605 nucleotides. RefSeq lists its product as uncharacterized. NCBI's taxonomy places the organism in Eukaryota, Metazoa, Chordata, Actinopteri, Pleuronectiformes, Cynoglossidae. The transcript has 6 exons. Bases 236 to 943 code for a protein of 235 amino acids. The record is from RefSeq and is a predicted model, not a curated record.